GGUCCGUCACUCGUGGAAGAGUGUCUCGGAGAGUGACUGAGGCGCGCGGCGCGUCACGAGGGCGUCCGCAGUUGGAGACACACGGCGAGGAGCAGCGGGAGACCGCAGCGCCCGGAGGACCCGCUGUCGGCCGGGACCCACGCGUGGGUGGAGAGUUAGGAGUGUCAUGAAGUUCUCGCCCUCAAUGAUGUUUGUGUCCCCGGCUCUGGAUGUCCUUCUCGUCGUUGUCAUUGGGCUGCACGGGGCUGCCCCGCGAGCGCAGGAGGACGGCCACGCGCCCCCCGUGGGGAAGAGGUCCCUGUCCGAACCCGGGACCACCGUGCUGCUGCCUUUCGACACCCCUGCCCUGCCCAACCACCUCCCGGAGGAGCCGCACGCGGGGCGCGUGCUGCCCGCGCGCAUGUCCCCAGGGACACCUGGAGAUGUGGGACGGGUCACGAGCGCCCCUGUCCACGGAGCCCCUACGGAGCCGUUCGCCGUGACAGGGACCCCCGCAACGACCCCGUCCAACGUGCUAACGGGCCCUUUAACGACCACGGGCAGCACCGGGUCGUGGAGAGGUCCCUCCGUCCCCGCGAGAGAGCUUCUGUGCAACUGCAGCGGGGAGGGGAUCCUGGAUCCCGAGGACUGUGACCAAGCCACGGGCCACUGCUUCUGCCUGCCGGGAUACACGGGCCCCCAGUGCGAAGCCUGCGAAGACGGACACUUCAACAACGGCUCCAGCGGCUGCCUGCCCUGCGCUUGCGACUCCUUCGGAGCGGUCAGCCCCCUCUGCGACAGCACCGGGACGUGCAUGUGCAAGACGGGCGUGUACGGACCCAAGUGCGACGACUGCCACCCGGGGUACUUCCGCUUCAGCAGCACGGGAUGCCAGCCCUGCCAGUGCCACAACCACUCCAGCUACUGCCACCCACAGUCUGGCAUCUGCCUCAACUGCCAAGGCAACACGAAAGGACCCGGCUGUGAGGAAUGCAAGUACAAUUUCUACAGGAGGCCUGGCGCCGCCCCGACGGACGUGUGCGUCCCCUGUCCCUGCUCCACGGUCACCUCCACCGGCAGCUGCCACAUCGACGCCAGCGGACGGCCAGUGUGUGACCAGUGCCGGCCGGAGUACGAGGGUCCCAAUUGUGACCGCUGCAGGGAUGGUUUCUACAACUCAGACAGCAUCUGCCUGCCCUGCGACUGCAACGGAAACGCGGAUCCCCAGGCCUCACCCCGCAUCUGCGACCCGGAUACAGGCCGUUGUCUGAGCUGUGUCAACCACACGGCUGGCUCCCGGUGCGAGCGCUGUGCAAAGGGCUACUCUGGCGACGCCCUCGCGCACAACUGCACCCCAAUAGCUGUAAAAAUCCUCCCCGCUCCGGAUCGUUUGACGAGUACAACGGCAGCCACAAACAGUGCAGCCUUCAGCCCGGCUGUUCCCCCUGCUAGCCGAACCAUGACCACCAGGGCCAACUCCACCAGCCUUCCGGCUUCGGUCACCACACAGGCAAUGGUCACCAGCCUGAGCAGCCCCGCAGACAACUCCACACUUCCUGAGGUCUCCUGGACGCAGUUCAACGUCAUUGUUUUGGCUGUCAUCAUCGUGGUGGUGGUGUUACUCAUGGGCUUCGUGGGUGGGGUCUACACCUACCGCGAAUACAGGAACCGCAAGUUGAACGCACCCUUCUGGACCAUAGAGCUCAAGGAGGACAACAUCAGCUUCAGCAGUUAUCACGACAGCCUGCCCAAUGCGGACGUCUCGGGCCUCCUAGAGGACGAAGCCAGUGAAGUGACGCCCAACGGCCAGCUGGCCCUCAGCGCCCCAAUGAAUAUGUACAAGGCUUAACAUUCCUGGUGUCUUCGCCCAGACAGCACCCUGGCCACCCCCACUCAAACUGAGUACAGGUGGAACAACCAGAGGGAAUUUAAAGAGUUUGAUGUAAGUGGAGUUGGCCAGACUAUGGGACUUGUCUCUCUGGUGGAGUGCAACUGCCUUCAGAGAACUACGACAUGGAAGUGCAGUACUUACAGAGACAAUCCUUGAGCACAUAGUUCCUUUGACCUGGAGUGUCAUGGCACAUAAAACAUUGCACAAGAACACAAAAGAGGAACCUCGUUAAUAUCACAGUACUGAGAUACAAUCAGCUAUAAUUGCUGGAAAGUGGCACAGUGAGCUGGAUUUUGAGCUGGUUGGCUUGGGUUCAGUCAACUUGGGUUGGGUUAAAUUGUUUGGGUUAGAUGUGGUUGGGUUGGGUUGGGGUGGACUGGAUUAUAUCAAGCUAGGUUGCAGGAAGACAACAUGGGUAGGCACAGUUAAACUUUGCCCAUCAGAGCACAUGGAACACAUCUCACUGCAGCAAGAAACCUGCAGAAGACACCUCCUCCCCAGUGUCCACAUCUGUUGAGAACUUUACAGAAACAAAGCAAAGCUGGAGGAGAUAGGCUGGAAUGUUCACAUACACCUUUUCAUUAUGCUUUUCUCCAAAGCAACUUAGAACUAUAUACCCAAUCAUACAGCUGGGUUAUCUUACUAGAGCCUUUUAGGGCAAAUACAGAGCUUAAGGGUCCUAUAGCUGGAGGGGAGGCUUGAACCUGCCACGUUUGGGUCCAAAGGCAGCAGCAGCUCUAGCCGCUACACUAUCAGCUCCCCGUGAUGCAGAUAUGCACACAUACAUGCUGUACACACUGACACAGGCGCAGACAAAAAUACUAACCAUCGGGUCACAAGUCUUGCCCACUCAUUUCUGACACUUGGGGGGUUAUGUGGCACGACCCACCCUAGAGAAAAGGAACUCUACAAGAAUACUUUAACCGAUGCUAGUAAAUCGAUGCAUAGAUGCUUCAGUUGAAGUGCUGCUGAGAAAUGUUAAGAAGCUUUUAGUUCCAUUUCCUUCCUUGCCAUAAAAGGCACAACUAAUAGCACCGAUGUUAAAGUAGCACGGAGGUCCUGCUCUUCCUGGAGAGACACGUGGGUUCAGUUGUGAAGGACCGAAACGCAGUUUGACCUCGAGACCGAACGAGGAUGGACUGGUGUGAAGCAUCUGUAACGUUGUUCUUUUUUUGUGUGUGUUGUUCAUUUUUUUGUCUCAUAUUUAUUCUUUUCUUUUGCACAUUUUCUUUUCCAUCUCAGUGGAACAUUUGUUUGCGCUCAGUGUGAAAAGCACAGCCUGUUUCCUCGUCCUGUGCAAUCUGAGCAUCUUCCGGGAGGAAAAAGGAUGGGUUCGCCAUCCUCAGCAUCUUCUAGAGUGCCGUGCAACUGGAGGAGGAAAGUGUUCGGAGAGCGAGUUACUCUGUUUUUUUCUCCAUCAGUUCCCUCCACAGCUGCCCCGUGGAGCAGCUCACGGGAAGGGGUGGGUGGUGGGGAAUCACCUGGGUGGCGAGUGGUAGGAAUCCUCUGCGCGAGGAACCGGAACCCGUGGCCUCGUCCCUUGUUCUGGACAACUGGGCACCUCCUCUCGAGCCGUCAUGUGAACAGAGGGGCCUAGGAUGAGGGGAAUCUGAGGCUGCCAGACUGACUCCAUGCCCCCGUUGCUGCUGUGAGGGAUAAGAGAUAUCUGAUAAUUAAUAAUAAUAAUAAUAAUAAUGAAGGAGAACAGAACCACACAAUCGGCCAGUCCACGUGUGCUGCUCCUCUCCCCGACGCAUCUGUAGCUGUAAAUAAGAGAAUGAUGUACAUUUGGGUGUAAAUAAGAGUUCGAUGAUGUACAGUGGGAUGUAAAUAAGACUAAGGGGUGCUGCGCAGGCACAUGGGGCGACUUGCUCUCCUGGGCCGGGAACUGAGCGGGGACAUGGUUUGUCAUGAAGAUAAGCUGCUCACCCAUCUGCGCCCCCCCUCCCGCCCGCCCGCCCCGACCGACACAGGGGAGACGCUCGUUAACUCUCAUUUCAGCUAAUAGCAAGGUGUAUAUAUGGUGAACUAAUAUUGAAUAUGCUGUAUUUAAUAAAAAGAGAACGGUGUUUGGUUGGU
Molecule: messenger RNA, 3949 nt
Organism: Scleropages formosus (Asian bonytongue)
Lineage: Eukaryota; Metazoa; Chordata; Actinopteri; Osteoglossiformes; Osteoglossidae
Product: multiple epidermal growth factor-like domains protein 9
Exons: 6
Coding region: 167-1828 (553 amino acids)
Biological process (GO): axon guidance; animal organ morphogenesis; tissue development
Cellular component (GO): basement membrane
Molecular function (GO): extracellular matrix structural constituent
Source: RefSeq, a predicted model, not a curated record